This is a messenger RNA of Perkinsus marinus ATCC 50983, 1317 nucleotides long. RefSeq names its product sgd1p, putative. NCBI's taxonomy places the organism in Eukaryota, Perkinsozoa, Perkinsida, Perkinsidae. The transcript has 2 exons. Gene Ontology annotation, biological process: ribosomal small subunit biogenesis. The record is from RefSeq and is a predicted model, not a curated record. The annotation marks the transcript as partial. Gene Ontology annotation, molecular function: RNA binding; protein binding. Gene Ontology annotation, cellular component: nucleolus.
AUGCUCUCGGUGGCCCGUACGAUCUCGGUCAGAUCAGCUCACUCGUCGGCAUUCAAUGUUAUCUUAGAAAAUCGGCAGAAGGUCAUGGAAGAGCUCGAGAAGGAUGGUCUCGAUGCCGACCUUUUCACUGCCCUCGAUAAUAUCGAAGAUGCAGUUAAGAGUCGAAAAAAGGAGCUGAAAAGACCUAAGAACGAAACCUCUGAGGAACAAGGCAGAGUACUCCUUGAAGAGGUUCCCGAGGCUUCUGCGGAGUCCAAAGAGACGGGUGCGUAUGUCCCCCCUCAUCUUCGAGCGCGGAGGUCCACAACGACGGCAGAGGAAGAGCGCUUGCUGAAGUUGAGUAAAAUUCGUGGACUUGUGAACAAACUGAGUGAAGGCAACAUCGAAUUGAUUACCGCUGAGAUCGUCAGUUUACUCAACGACGACGACCCCACCAUCGUAGAUGGGUACGCCCGCGAGUUCGUGGACAGCGCGAUUGGGAAUCCGCACAUAUCUCUCACCCUCCUCGGCACGUAUUGCGCUCAUAUAGUUGCCAUUACGAUGCUCUCUGGUGGCCGUCCUCUCGCCACAGUCAUUGAGCUCAUCGGAGCCUUCGUGCGGGAGAAUCUUCCUAAUGUUUCGGAUGAUACUGCCGGUUCUGUGAAGGCGCAGAUCAGCAAUUGUUGUAAAGUGAUUGCUUUGGUGUUCACGUUCGGAGCCGUCAGCCCGAAUGUGGUGAUCGAUUUGAUUCGCUUCAUUUUCACUCCCAACGAUAUGCAUCGGCUCGAUUUGGUCCUCGUAGUUCUGAGAUUCGCCGGGAGGAAACUGCGAAAAGAUAAUCUCCAAGAUUUUUCAGAGAUUUUGGAAGUCUUGACGAAGGACUCUAAUGUGGCGGGCGAGGCCAGCGGAAAAUAUCAGUUCCUUUUGGGCGAGCUCGAAAACUUGAGGAACAACAAAGUCAACUUCACGGCUCUGUCGCAUUUUGAGGCAAAUUUUGGUUGGUUGAAGUCGUCGAAUAUACUAAAAGGUCGGGGAACUCCGGAAGAUUCCCUCUUGCAAGUUCCCGUGAACAUGUUCGAUCCGGAGCAGGUUGACAGGCUAAAGGACACUCCCUGGUGGCGAGGCGCCUCUGGGGGGAUCAGAGUCACCGCCACCACCUCUAAAGCUGAGGACAGUGAACACGCUAGAUUGUUGAAGUUGGCGGCUAAAAUGAAGAUGAACACGGAUUUGCGAAAGUCUAUUUUCAUAGCACUCAUGGGCGCGGAAGACUACAAACAUGCGGUGUUCCGGUUGGGGCAGGUCAUCGGUUCUCGACCGAAGUUGGUGCCUCAAGUUGCG